UGACAGGCCCCGCCCACUCCUCCGCCUCAGAGAGACAGAGAGCGCUGCUCCGCCGGCUGCUGAAGACUUCAACAUGUCGCAGGCGAUAUUUGAGGUGCUAGAAGGAAUGGACAAUCAGACUGUCCUUGCUGUCCAGUCUCUUUUGGAUGGCCAAGGUGGAGUCCCAGAUCCCAGCAAUCAGGCUGUGUCAGGGACCACCAUCCAGUCAAUGGAUGAUGAUGACGUUUUCCUCUGUGGAAAGUGUAAAAAGCAGUUUAACUCUUUGCCAGCGUUCAUGACACACAAGAGGGAGCAGUGCCACCCCAACACCCCCUCACUGGCCACUGUCUCCCUGGCCUCCAGCAACGCCUACACCUCCGUCCCCUCCAUCAGUACUGUUCCACAGCCCCCUAUCAACAGACAGGUGUCCACAUACAUCACAGUGCCCCCCUCUCCUCUCACACACACACUGGUCCAGGGGAACGUUCUGGUCAGCGAUGAGGUUCUCAUGUCUGCCAUCUCUGCAUUUACUUCCAUGGACCAGCCCAUGGCUGCCAUGCAGGCUUCCACUCAGAGUCAUCUAAGCAUGCCUUCAGCAGCAUCAUACCUGCAGCAUCACCCACAGUCCCACCACCCGCUCCCCCAGAGUCAAGCACCUCCCCUCUCCGCUCAGGUUCCCUCCAGCAACAACAACUCCGUGGUGCAGGUUUACAGCACUCUGCCCUCGAUGACUGGUAAUGCAGAGGUGCAUGCACUUGGCCUGCAGCCGUUUCAGACAGUUCAGGGACCCAGUCAGUGUGUGGAGAGUCAGAGCCAGGCAUUCAGCAGUGCUCCUGCCUACAGUCCAGCAAAAAUAGCAAUCAAAUCCAAACCCUGCAGCAGCACCGCGCCAGCUCUGACUGAACUGGGAGAAUACGACAAGGUCAUCAUCCCCAAGAAAACACGAAACACCAAGAAAGGACAGGAUGUAGGACAAGUGAAAGCGAAAGGUCAGAAGUUAAAGUGCAAUUUCUGCGACAAAGUGUUCACCAAGAACUUUGACCUGCAACAACACCUCAGAAGUCACACGGGGGAGAAGCCGUUCCAGUGCAUCGUGUGCGGCCGUGCUUUUGCUCAGAAGUCCAACGUGAAGAAGCACAUGCAGACGCACAAGGUGUGGCCAGCUGGUGCUCACUGCACCGUGUCCAGACUGCCCAUCUCUGUGAAAGUGGUGUCUGUGAACAUGGAUGAAAACACACUGCAGCCAGCAGAGGCUCAGGAAGCGCAGGAAGCUGUGGAGCAGAGUGAGUGUGAGCUGCAGGAGGAUGUGGACGGUGCGUCCGAGGCCAAAGGUCCUGGUCAGGCCCAGAAUAAGCAAAUCAUACUGAUUGACAGCUCUUACCAGUGCCAGUUCUGCGCAGCCAAGUUCAGCACCUACUUCCAGCUCAAGUCCCACAUGACCCAACACAAAGAAGAGCAGGUGUACAGGUGUGUGGUGAAGACCUGCUCUCAGACCUUUCAGAAGCUCGACCUGUUUCUGGAACACAUCCGGACUCACCAGGAGCACCUGACCUACCGCUGCCACCUCUGCUGUAAAGUCUUCCCCUCCCUGUUUGAACUGGGGCUGCACCAGUACUCCCACAGCUUCUGCCCCCAGCAGAACCGCCGCAAGGAGACCAACUACUACAGGUGUAACAAAUGCCAGGGUAAAUACUCCACACAGGAAGCUCUGGAGCAGCACCUCCUCACCGCCUCCCACAACUACCCCUGCCCACACUGCCAGAAGAUUUUCCCCUGUGAGAGGUAUUUCCGCAGACACCUCUCCACUCACGGAGCCGUCAGCAAAUUCAAAUGCCAAAUCUGCAAGAAGUUUUUCAAAACAGAGCACUAUCUGAAACUACACACUCAGAUACACUCAGGAGAGAAGCCGUACAAAUGUUCGAUCUGUGAGGCCACUUUCAACCGCAAGGACAAGGUGAAGAGACACAUGCUGAUCCACGAACCCUUCAAGAAGUACAAGUGCCCUUUCAGGACACACGUUGGCUGCACUAAAGAGUUUAACAGGCCAGACAAGCUGAAGGCCCACAUCCUCUCUCAUUCUGGCAUCAAGCCGUUUAAGUGCCAGUUGUGCCAGAAGAGCUUCAGCCGGCGAGCUCACAUGCUGGAACACCAGCGCUCUCACACCAACAACUACCGCUUCCGCUGCAGCAACUGCAGCAAAGGCUUCAGCCGCCACAAGUACUACCGGGACCACAAGUGCCCCCUGACAGCAGCAGCUUCAGGAGAGGGUGGAGAGAGGCAGAGACGGGGGAGGAGCAGUGAUGGUAAAGGAACAGAUGAAGCUCAAGAACCUGAUGCAGAGGAGCCUGAGACACCAGAGACUCCAGAGGAGGAGGAAGAGGAGGAGGAUGAUGAAGACGAUGAUGAUGGAAACGAUGAGGGAGAGAUGACUGUGAGCGGAGUGCUGGAGACAGGAACUGAGGACAGGGAGGAGGAUGAGGAGGAGGAUAGGGAUGAAGGUUUGGCAGCGGGUGCAGGCCUUGUGCAGAUGCAGGUUGUUUAGAACCGCUGGAGAGUGUGGGUGAAUUUAGUGUUCGUCAACCUCACAGUGCUGUAUUUUGUUUUAUAUUAAAACAGAUAUUUAUGUAAUUUUUAAUGAAAUUAUUUAUAUAAUGAUGAUAACUUAUGUAAUUUAUUCUAUUGCUGCUAAUGUUGUUCAAGUGGAGAUAAUGCUGCUAUUGUGCUCUUCAAUAAAGAUGUACU
This is a messenger RNA of Astyanax mexicanus (Mexican tetra), 2721 nucleotides long. RefSeq names its product zinc finger protein 341 (gene znf341). Gene Ontology annotation, biological process: regulation of DNA-templated transcription. The transcript is spliced from 16 exons. The record is from RefSeq and is a predicted model, not a curated record. NCBI's taxonomy places the organism in Eukaryota, Metazoa, Chordata, Actinopteri, Characiformes, Acestrorhamphidae. The coding region runs from base 74 to 2521 and encodes 815 amino acids. Gene Ontology annotation, molecular function: RNA polymerase II cis-regulatory region sequence-specific DNA binding; DNA-binding transcription factor activity, RNA polymerase II-specific.